CUAAGCUUGCUCUAUGCAUAUGCAAAAAAUUAAAUCUUUGAGCCCCACUUGUCAACUAAAAAUUGAGUAACACAUGUGAUAAAACAAUGAAAGUUUGCUUGUAUAAUUGCAGCUUUGUCAUAUUAAGGAUGAAUUUGGAGAUCUGAUUAUCAUGCUUGCAGUUUUCUAUUAUUUGGGAAAGUAUAAGGGAUGUGAUGUGUAGGUGGAUUGAUGUAAGUGCACAUAUGAACAUUGCUGUAAUUGCUUGGUUUCUUUAUCAAUAUGUCUUCUCGUACCUUUCGCCUAGGUCUCAUAUUUCUCUCCUUUUCAAGUAACUGAUCUUACUUUUCAAUCAUGUAACUGAUCUUUACUUUUCAAUCUUCUUUGUUAUACUUAUAGGUAUCAUAUUUCUCUCUUUUUCUUUUUAAAUGUACGUCUUGUCCAGUUUUGCUUGUUGGGAGUCCUGGGGCUGGGCCAGUGUAUGUAUACUGUGUACCAUAGUAUAAUUAUACAUAUAUACAUGUGUAUUUGUGCUGUUUAUUUAAGUUCAGCCCUCUGAAUUCAAUUCUUGACAUGCCCUGAUCCUAUACAUGUGUUUGUUAUCUUCUACAUUCUAAAGAGUUAGGAUAUGCAAUAAUCCGUAUUAAUUUGUUUGAACGAUGAUUUUAGUUGAUUAUGCCUUAUGAUAUGCAAUUACAAUUUGAGCAGUAUCUUAACGUUUGGCAAAUUGUUGGUCUGCAUUUGUGAUAUUUUGGUCCAUCUGGACGCACGAAAAUCUGGGCAGGAUGCAUGUGCCUAGUUAAUGUAAAGCAUGACCAUGGGUUGGUAGGAGCAUUUAAAUGUAUCAUAAAUGAGAGUAUUUUCUUGAUGCUUUAUUGAAUUUAUUUGAAGUAUUUGGCUAACAUUUGUCAAUGAAGUGAGGAAUCAAAGCAUUUAUAUUGAACUGAAUAAAUUGCUUUAAUUGGUGUCAGACAUUUGCUUUUGUCUUGGGCAGCUCUUGAUCAUUGUGUGCUGCAUUGUUCAGUAGAAUUGAUGAUUAGUGAGGUUGUUGGUGGUAACAUGGAACUAUAUAUAAUACGGAAUUCUAUGUGUUUGGAAUAAUUUGCGCAUUAUUUUGUAGUAGACACGAUUUGGCGUUAUAGGUCUAGCUCUCAACUGGCUUAUUCUUCUCGUCGAGACCUUAAAGCUCAAUCUUUGAUUUAUCGAAAUAGUAAAUGUUUAAACGACAAAUUUAUUGAUUUAUUUUGUAGUAUAAAAUAAAAAACGUGACCAAACGGGCGAAUUCUGGGGUGAACUUAAUUUUAAAAUAUCAAAAAAUUAGAUGCUCCUUAUUUUGUCAAAAUCUGAAAGUGAUGUCGUAAUUAGAAUUUGGUCGAAAGUUCAUGAUUUUAAUUUUUAAAUGCAAAUAAACUUGUUUAAUAUUAAAACAUACAAACAUGAAAUAGGGUUGUCCGACAGCGCUGGCUUUUGACCUGCUGAUUGAAUUGUCCUUUUUCUGUUAACUUGCAUGUCUUGGCGUUAGAGUAAAACAUCCCAUUCCACAAUUUAAUGAAUUAGGUGUGAGCGAUGGCGAGUUCGGUCCCUCGUUUUCGAGGAUUGAAUGCACUUAUAUCCAUUGUGGUUGCAAGCUUUGAGCUGGAUCUAGAUAUGUACAAAAAGGUAGUGCAACGUUAUAGUAAAUCGCAGUGAAUCUUCACCAUAUAUAGCCUAAUCUUUCAUAUCUACAGGAUCAACAUAUUUGCCAUAAUAGCUCUAUAUUUCCCAAUUUCCUUCGUCAUCGCAUCAAUAUUUUCCUUCUUUCCUAGUAGUGUUUUCACUGCGCAUUGAUUUCAGCGCGUGGGAGGGUCUGGAAAUCUGCGUGGCCAUAUGACAAUAAAGAAACCUAGAGAUAAAGCCAAGGGAAGGGAUGGUCCAAUUUAGGCCCGUAUGGUGAUUCUCCGCACUAAAUCAAGAAAACAGACAAGAUGAGGCUAUCAAUGUUGGUGGUUUCUUUUCCAAAUCAACACUUUUCUGCAUAUUAGUGAAAGGGGGAAAUGGUGUAGGAGUCUAAGAAGGCGAUCAGGGAAGAAUCAAUGCCGGCUGUUUGGUUCGCUUUGAGGAGGUCGAUGAAAUGCAGAUCACAGCAAGCAGAAGUCCAUGAUCCCGAUGGGGGAAGCAAGAGUCUGAGCAACAUCUCGACGAAGAAGACAAGCGGCGGUGGACGGUCUGGUUGCUCGAGGUCUAUCGCGAAUCUGAAAGACGUGAUCAACGGAAGCAAGAGGCACACGGAGAAGCCGCCAAUCUGCAGCCCGAGAUCCAUUGGAAGCAGCGAACUCCUCAACCCUAUGACUCAUGAAGUUAUUCUUGAUAGUGAGACGUGCGAACUGAAAAUCAGUGGUGCCUCCGAUUUGGCGGGGCAGAGGCCCGUGGCCUUGGGCAGCCCGGUGAUGAGGUCGUCGAGUAGCUUGUCUAGGAGAGUUUCUGUUUCUUCGACGAGGCCCAGAUCUUCCUUGGGAGGGGUUUCAAAUGGAGCCCUCUUCUGCCCUAAAUGUGGCGACCACUUUGUCAGAUGGGAAGCUGUUGAGGCGCAUCAUCUCUCCAAACACGCAGUUACUGAACUAGGCCAGGGGGAUUCUUCUAGAAGAAUCGUGGAGAUGAUCUGUCGAGCGAGGGGCGACAGCGCGCGCAGCGGAAUCGAGAGGAUUCUGAAAGUGCACAACAUGCACAAGACUUUGGCCCAAUUUGAGGAGUACCGAGAGGUGGUGAAAAUCAGGGCAAGCAAACUGGCGAAGAAGCAUCCGCGUUGCCUGGCCGAUGGGAACGAGCUGCUGAGAUUCCACGGAGCCACGGUGGAAUGCUCACUGGGCAUGAAGGGGUCGUCCGGCCUCUGCGCAUCGGAGAAAUGCAGGGUGUGCCGGAUUCUAAGAGACGGGUUCGUCACAAAACAAGAGGGAGUGUUCACCGCUUCAACGAGCAGCAGAGCCAUCGAAAUGGUGGACGGGGAUUCGUCACUGAGAAAGGCCCUCAUAGUUUGCAGAGUGAUAGCCGGAAGGGUGCAUAGGCCGCUUGAGAAUAUGGAGGAGAUGGUUGGUCAAUCAGGUUUUGAUUCGGUUGCCGGGAAAGUGGGUGCGCACUCCACCAUUGAAGAGCUGUAUUUGCUCAGCGCCAGAGCUCUGCUUCCUUGCUUUGUGGUCAUAUAUAAAUGUUGAACAUAUGUCCACUUGAGUUUUUCUUUUGGCAUAUUGCUCCAUUCUUUCGCCCUGCGUACUAGGGCUUAUUUCAUCAUAAUUGCUACUGUCUACUGGUGUAUAUAUAUCUCUUCGUUGGGGAUUUAUACUUUAAUCAUUUCGCUUUUUUGUGUUG
This is a messenger RNA of Salvia miltiorrhiza (redroot sage), 3321 nucleotides long. RefSeq lists its product as uncharacterized. Bases 2052 to 3167 code for a protein of 371 amino acids. NCBI's taxonomy places the organism in Eukaryota, Viridiplantae, Streptophyta, Magnoliopsida, Lamiales, Lamiaceae. The record is from RefSeq and is a predicted model, not a curated record. The transcript is spliced from 2 exons.